Messenger RNA from Mus musculus (house mouse), 759 nucleotides. RefSeq names its product predicted gene 6660. The transcript has 6 exons. NCBI's taxonomy places the organism in Eukaryota, Metazoa, Chordata, Mammalia, Rodentia, Muridae. The record is from RefSeq and is a predicted model, not a curated record. Bases 142 to 609 code for a protein of 155 amino acids.
AAGGGUCCUCAGAAUCCUCUGUCCGGGCAUCGUUGCUGACAACGGUAUUUUUUACCAUUGAGGAGCUGAGCGUGGAAGGGUGCAAUUGUGAAGGUGUUCACCUCUGAGAUAACCUCAGACAUCUGAGUGCUUAAGAAAAAAAUGGCUCUUAAGAAACUGUGGGCGAUACCAAAGGACGGUUACUUAUUACUUCUUGACUAUGAUGAUGAAGAAGAUGACAUAAAUUUUUUGGAGGAGGCUCAUUCUGAAGAAAACGUAAGUUUCUCUGAGGAAUGGCAGCGUUUUGCAAGUUCUGUAGAGACACCAAUAGAAAACAGGAAUUUGUUAAGUGGUGAGCAGCAAGAUGGGAAUGCUUCAAAAUUGGAUCUUAUGGAAGUACAGAAUCCAGUAACUCAUGAUGAUGAGAAUGAAAUUCCUGAAGAAAUCAUUGGAGAUACACGGGAGAUGAUCAACAACAAGUCGUGUGAGCAGUAUAAAACUACAUUUCAGAAGUUUGAUAUGGAUGUCCAGAAUUUCAAUGAACAGCAAGAAAAAUCAGUGGGUUUGAUGAACUUGGAGACCAACAACUCCGAUAUGCUUUUUGAUGUAGAUGGUGAAUUGAGAAAAUGAAUGUCUGUGUUUAAAAGAGACAUCAUGAAGCAUACUCUGAAGUACUCAUCUACAUUCCCAUCUUGAGAAUAAUGAAGCAUGCAAAUUUUUCACUUGAUAGUACAUUUCUAAGCAAAUAAAAAAUCCGCUAACUUUUUGUCUCUUAUGAAA